AUGGGCAGGAUCACUUUCUACGAGGAGAGGAACUUCCAGGGCCGGGCUUAUGAGUGCAGCAGCGACUGUUCCGACAUCAACACACACCUGAACCGUUGCAGCUCCUGUCGCGUGGACAAUGGCUGCUUCGUGGUCUACGAUCGGACCAACUUCAUGGGUAACCAGGUGUUUCUGAGGAGGGGCGAGUACUCCGACGUCCAGAGGAUGGGGAGCCAGAGUGGGAUGGGAGGAGGCAGCCAAAUGGACACCAUCCGCUCCUGUCGACUCAUUCCUAUGCACAGGGGCCCGUUCCGGAUGCGCGUUUACGAGCGUGAGAACUUUGGGGGGCAGAUGCACGAGUUGAUGGAGGACAGCGAGUCUCUCCAGGAGCGUUUCUACAUGUCCGACUGCCAGUCCUGCAACGUGAUGGAGGGCCACUGGCUGCUGUUCGAGCAGAGCAACUUCAGGGGACGCCAGAUGUACGUGCGCCCCGGGGAGUACCGCAACCUCCGCGACAUGGGAGCUGGCAACGUAAUGAGGAUCAACUCUGUCAAGCGCAUCAUGGACAACUGCUGA
Messenger RNA from Knipowitschia caucasica, 555 nucleotides. The record is from the annotation of a GenBank genome assembly. NCBI's taxonomy places the organism in Eukaryota, Metazoa, Chordata, Actinopteri, Gobiiformes, Gobiidae.